This is a messenger RNA of Osmerus eperlanus (European smelt), 3493 nucleotides long. It is a transcript of the gene adam19a, whose product is annotated as ADAM metallopeptidase domain 19a. The annotation marks the transcript as partial. Gene Ontology annotation, molecular function: metalloendopeptidase activity. The record is from RefSeq and is a predicted model, not a curated record. Gene Ontology annotation, biological process: proteolysis. The transcript has 20 exons. NCBI's taxonomy places the organism in Eukaryota, Metazoa, Chordata, Actinopteri, Osmeriformes, Osmeridae.
UCUCACUCUCGUUAUUUCUGUCUGUCUCACAGGGACCUGCUGGGAGCUGACUUCACAGAGACCCACUACACUGAAGAUGGGCAGCCAGUGACUGUGGCCACCAAUUACACUGAUCACUGCUUCUACCAUGGGCGUGUGAGGGGACACACAGACUCCUGGGUCGCCCUCAGUACCUGUGCAGGAGUGAGGGGCCUGAUAUCCUUGAACUCGAACGACACGUACUACCUUGAGCCAAUUGGAGGGCUGGAUUCUUUCCACCACUUGCUGUCCAGCGCAGAGCAGCUCCCUGGCACGGGCGGGACCUGCGGUCACGGUCACCAGACGGGACGCCCUCGCGACCUCAUCUCCAGCCUUCUCAAGCCUUUGCAUCAAAGGGUUAGGAGGAACGCCUGGGGAACCACCAAGUACAUGGAGCUCUAUAUUGUUGCAGACAGCACACUGUAUAAACGACAGAAUAAGGACUAUAAGAAGACCAAACUGAGGAUAAUGGAAAUUGCCAAUUAUGUGGAUAAGUUCUACAGGGCUCUGAACAUCCGGGUGCCUCUGAUUGGUCUGGAGGUGUGGACAGAACGGGACCAGUGUAUCGUGAGCGAGGAGCCCAACGCCACCCUCUGGUCCUUCCUGCAGUGGAGGCAGAAGCUCAAGUCUCGCAAGAAGCAUGACAAUGCCCAGCUGCUGACGGGUGUGAUAUUCAAAGGAACAACCAUCGGGAUGGCUCCAUUGGAAGGCAUGUGCAGCCUGGAAAACUCUGGAGGCAUCAAUGUGGACCAUUCGGAUUUGCCAAUUGGUGCAGCUGCUACGAUGGCCCAUGAGAUUGGCCACAACUUUGGCAUGAGCCACGAUCACGAGGGCUGCUGUGUGGAGGCCUCCGCCGAGCAGGGCGGCUGUGUCAUGGCCGCCGCAACAGGGCAUCCGUUUCCACGGGUGUUCAGCCGCUGUAGCAAGCGGGACCUUGACAGCUACUUCCAGAAGGGAGGGGGGAUGUGCCUCUUCAACAUGCCCAACAUGAAGGACCUGGUGGGGGGCAAGCGCUGCGGCAACGGCUUUGUGGAAGACGGAGAGGAGUGCGACUGCGGUGAGCCGGAGGAGUGUACCAACAACUGCUGCAAUGCCAACAACUGCACCCUGAAGGAAGAGGCAGAGUGUGCUCACGGUGUCUGCUGCAAGGACUGUAAAUUGAAGCAGGCAGGUACCAUGUGUCGUGGGCCGGCGGGGGCGUGCGACCUGCCAGAGUACUGCACGGGUGGCUCUCCCUACUGCCCCGCUAACGUUUAUCUGCUGGACGGCUCGUCCUGUCAGUAUGGGCUGGCUUACUGCUACAACGGCAUGUGCCUCACUCACGAGCAGCAAUGCCUACAACUAUGGGGCUAUGGUGCCAGUCCUGCCCACGAUGCCUGCUUCCAGGACGUCAACGCAGCCGGGAAUGCGUUUGGAAACUGUGGCAAGGACUCUCAAGGCAACUAUAUGAAGUGUGAGAAAAGCGAUGCCAAGUGCGGCAAGAUCCAGUGCCAAAGUGCCGCCAAGAAGCCCAAGGGCACCAACGCCGUGUCCAUCGACACCACCAUCCGUACGGACGGCAUGGAGGUGAAGUGCCGGGGCACCUACGUCUACACCACCCAGGACGGCCAGGGGGACCUCCCCGACCCGGGCCUGGUCAUGACCGGCACCAAGUGUGACGAGGGCAAGGUGUGCCGAGACCGUCGCUGCCAAAAUGCCUCCUUCAUACAACUGGAGAGCUGCAUUGCUCGCUGUCACAGGCAUGGGGUGUGUAACAGCAAUGGAAACUGUCACUGUAGUCGUGGGUGGGCUCCACCCUUCUGUGAAAAGCCAGGGUUGGGAGGCAGUGUGGACAGUGGGCCUGUCCAGUACGACAGUCAGGUGGGCUUGGUGGUGGGUCUGCUGUUUGCCUUCCUGGUCCUGCUUCCUGGAGUUCUAUUGGUUUUCUACUGCUACAAGAUUAAGUCCUCCUGGUACCACAAGUGGCUCUCCCAGAGGGAGAAGAACAAGGCUAACAGGCUGGAGAGCUCUGCCGAGAAGGGAAAGAACGGACAUCUCAACCCUGCCUUCCACCUCAAGGUGGUCGGGCCAGCAAACAAACCUCACAGUCACAAGGGGCUCCCUCACACCAGUAAAGAGGUCCUCCCUCUACGCCCCGGCCCCAUCCCCAACGGCACGCAGCCGGUCAACAUUGUGCGUCCCCUGAGGCCCGCCCCUUCGCCGCGCGGCACGCCGCGGGACUUCAAGGUGCCCCGCCCGCCGUUGCCCGUCAGCAGGCCGCCCUCGGCCCCGCCCAAAUCCCCCGCCACGCCUCGGAAACUGACUCCGCCCAAGAAGCCGCUCCCCCUCAACCCGACACGCUCGCCACUGCUGGUUUCAGAGCUCCAGCCCAGACACUCUCCCUCCCCGCCUCAGAGGCCCCUCCCUCUCAGCCCCCCCCGAGGAGUCCUGCCCAUGAGCCCGGCACGAGGGGCGGGGCUUGCCAAACCCUCCAAUGGGCUGCUAGUGAUGAUGCCUCCCACAGUGGGACCCAAGCCAGUGGGCAAGGUCACGGCUAUCCCCCCUCUCAAAGCACUCAGACCAGUCCCUGGAGUGAAACCAAACACAGCCUCGUCACCUUUCCGAAAAUGACCCCGGGGGAGUCUCAGCCAAUGAAGAGGCACCAGCAGUGUCCCGUCAGCCUAUCAGGCGGCAGCAGCGCAUCAGUCAGCCUAUUUGCACUAAAGAGAGACCCUGAUGGAGAGGCUGGUAUGAGGGGAGGUGGAGGGGAACAGAAGGAGAGGUGGUGGUGGGUGUAAGGGGGUGGUUGGGGUAACGCAUACCUCUGUCCUACAACCAACCGGGGGUCAGCCCUGUCCGUCUUGAAACAAACAACCUCGACCCCGUCCAGAGUGCGAUCCGGUCAUGACGAGGUUUUGCACGACAUGGAUUUGCAGACUGAAUCAAAUGUUACAGCAUAGCUGGGGGGCGGGGCGGGGGGGUCACUUUGCCAAAAUCUUGAUUUGAGUUUUUAUUGUUUGUCAAUCUUGUUUACGCACGCUGUUUAUAGAACGCUAGCAUUUUUCUUUAUUAUUGUCGUUUUUUUUAUUUUUUUUUAUUUUUUUUGAAAAGUUUAUGUCAUGUGCCAAAGAGGUCUCAUCAACCCAGGGGUGUGUUCAGAAUGAGAAUAAAUGUUUUAAAGAUCUUUUUAAUUAUGUAUGACAGUAUGAAUGCGAUACGUUGAAUUACUUAAAACGUUUUACGUUUUAAAUAUGGUAUGUUUACUUUUGCACAGAGUGAUAGAUUAACAAGUUUUAAUCUCUAAAGAAAAGGCACCAUCGCAGGUAGUAAUCUGAAAUCUGUGUUAAAAACAUUUUCUUCAAAGCUGUUUACAAUGUAGAGCGCUUAGUCAACGCUGAAUCCUGAAUGCACCCCUGGCUCUUCAUGUUCAUUUGAUUUGAAUGUUUCUUUCUGUGUGUACGACUUUUAAAUUGUUACAUAAAAAACACACAUUUUA